AGUAGGUGAAAGAGGUGCUCGCUCAGGCUUUCUCCUUCGCUGGUGGGGCCUUCACGUGACACCUGCUGGGUUAAUAGCCCGCUUAAACCCGGGUGUGCCUUCCUCUUCCUGUAGUUCCUCCUCCUCCUCCCUUACCUUUACCUCCAGCACCCCAUGUCUCAGUACUGCCGCCCGCCGCCCAGCCGGCCGGACGCGAUGGACUUGCCCGUGAGAUUCCCUCCUAAAAGUAACUCCUGGAGAGCCAACAACAGUACUAUGGUGGCGGCCCAUCCAGAAUCUGAUCUGAUGGAGGAGUGCCUGAAAGAAGACUUGAGAUUUUACUUCAUGAAUCCAUGUGAAAAGUAUCGAGCCAGACACCAGAUUCCAUGGAAAUUGGGACUGCAGAUUUUAAAGAUUGUAAUGGUGACAACACAGCUAGUUCUUUUUGGUCUGAAUAACCAGCUGGUGGUCUCUUUCAAAGAGGAUAAUACUGUGGCUUUUAAGCACUUGUUUCUAAAGGGAUAUUCUGGUACAGAUGAAGGUGACUGCAGUUGCAGUGUCUAUACCCAGCAAGAUGUCUAUGAAAGCAUUUUUUUUGUCAUUAACCAGUAUCAUCGUUUAAAGACUAUAUCCUUGGGCAUGGUUGGUUAUGAAAAAAAUGAAGAUGAUUCAAUGGGCUUGAAAGUGUGCAAACAAAAUUACAAGAAAGGCAUUGUGCUCCCAUCCAAUUAUACCCUCAAUAUAGACAGUGAAGUUGAAAUAGAUUGUAUCCACUCAGACCAGGUUCCUGAUAGUGAGAAUUCAGGACAUUGGAUGAAUUCUUCAUUUUUCAGUCUAGAAUUUUAUCGGCUUUUACAAGUUGAAAUCUCCUUUAACCUCAAAGGCAUUGACCUACAGACAAUCCAUUUUCGGGAACUACCAGACUGUUAUGCCUUUCAUAACACUAUUACCUUUAACAAUAAAGCUCACAGUGGUAGAAUAAAAAUCUAUUUUGAUACUGAGGCCAACAUUCAGGAGUGCAAAGGUCUGCACAUAUCUGGAUCAAGUCAGAAAAAUACCCAAUACAUCCUGAUGUUCGAUGUGUUUGUUAUUUUGAGUUGCUUUUCUUCACUUAUUUUGUGCACCAGAUCCAUCGUGCUGGCCCUCCGAUUGCAAAAAAGAUUUAUAAGGUUCUUCCUGGAGAAAUAUAAAAGACGUGUGAGUGAUGCUGACCGCUGGGAGUUUAUCAACGGAUGGUACAUUCUCGUGAUCAUCAGUGACCUAAUGACCAUCAUUGGAUCAAUAUUAAAAAUGGAAAUCAAAGCAAAGAAUCUCACAAGUUAUGAUCUCUGCAGCAUUUUGCUUGGAACAUCCACUUUGUUUGCUUGGGUUGGAGUCAUCAGAUAUUUGGGUUAUUUCCAGACAUACAAUGUGCUCAUUUUGACGAUGCAAGCUUCACUACCCAAAGUCCUUCGCUUCUGUGCCUGUGCUGGGAUGAUUUACCUGGGAUACACUUUCUGUGGCUGGAUUGUCAUAGGACCCUAUCAUGAGAAGUUUGAAGACCUGAGCACAGUGGCCGAAUGUUUGUUUUCUCUGGUGAAUGGGGAUGACAUGUUCGCAACCUUUGCCCAAAUCCAGCAAAAGAGCAUCUUGGUGUGGCUCUUCAGUCGUGUGUAUUUAUAUUCUUUCAUCAGCCUUUUUACAUAUAUGAUUCUCAGUCUCUUCAUUGCACUUAUCACAGACUCCUAUGACACCAUUAAGAAAUACCAACAGAAUGGCUUUCCUCAAACGGAUCUUCAAGAAUUCCUAAAGGAAUGUGGUGGCAGCAAGGAAUACAAGAAACAAGUCCCCACAUCUGUGACCUUUCUCUGCUGCUGUCAGAGGCAAGAAAGUGAUGACAAUUUGAUACUUAUUAACUAAGGACCUGCUGGCCAAAGAGAAUGGAAUUUCAGGCUUCCUUACACCAUGGAAAUGAAGGGUGGGACCAGGCUAUUGUUGUUGAAACAGUCCCCCACAUUGCAGAGAGACAGAGUUUGGACCUGGGUUUCCAUAAACAGACUGGUUUACUGAACUGCGGAGUGGGAAAGUGGAGUUGCAAAUUGCUGCUGCCUGCUGGCUGAAGGACUGGAGCUACUUUUUUAUGAACUUGGAUUACAAAGAAUAGACCACCCAUCUCUAGGAGUUUAAGUACUUUAGGAUAGAGACAACUAAUUAUUAUUUUUUUCAAUCCGUUCGUGUUCUUAUUUAUAGGAUGAAACAUUCAGUGGAGAGGUGGGGGAAAUAGGGAAAGGAAGUAAAAUAAACAUUACAUAUUUCAAAAAGUGUAAAACGGUGGUGUUGUUCGUGGUCAAGAUUAAGAGGAAGAAAAGUAAUACUUAGAUGGGAAGAAAAGUGGGACUUAGUUUAGAAGAUAUUUUAAUAAUUUGCACGUCAGUCAGGUUAGUUGCUGGACUAAAUUAAAAAGACUCCUAACUGAAGACCAUGAAAGAUAUAUUUUAAGCCAUUAAAAAUAUGUUGUUUAAAACUAUUAAAAUGAACUAAAGCAAUUUGCUGUCAUUAGAGAUAUUUCUUGAUCUGAUUUAAAAUUUUUUUUCCCCUGUGUGUAUGGUUUUUUUUCCCUAUUUCAAUGUUAACUUAGAAAUCUUAAUCUUAAUGGGCUGGCUCGUGUAUUAGCUGGAGACUGGCUCAUUUGAACCAUCCCUACCAUUCAGGUUACUUGGUAACUGCACACUAACCUAAUUGAGGGUCAGGGGGAGGAGACACGGUUGUUGCAUGGACAGUUCAUAUUUUAAUGUAAACCAAUUCCAGAUUGAACAUCAUUAAUAUACUGUUUACUCUUCAAGUUAUGAUAACAUGGCAGUUUGUUAAAUCAAUAAAUAUAUUUUUAUGACAA
Messenger RNA from Antechinus flavipes (yellow-footed antechinus), 2851 nucleotides. It is a transcript of the gene MCOLN2, whose product is annotated as mucolipin TRP cation channel 2. Lineage: Eukaryota; Metazoa; Chordata; Mammalia; Dasyuromorphia; Dasyuridae. Bases 154 to 1878 code for a protein of 574 amino acids. The transcript is spliced from 14 exons. Gene Ontology annotation, molecular function: NAADP-sensitive calcium-release channel activity. Gene Ontology annotation, cellular component: lysosomal membrane; plasma membrane. The record is from RefSeq and is a predicted model, not a curated record.